Messenger RNA from Bufo bufo (common toad), 1236 nucleotides. RefSeq names its product glutamic acid-rich protein-like. The coding region runs from base 1 to 1236 and encodes 411 amino acids. The record is from RefSeq and is a predicted model, not a curated record. The transcript is spliced from 3 exons. NCBI's taxonomy places the organism in Eukaryota, Metazoa, Chordata, Amphibia, Anura, Bufonidae.
AUGCAAGGAUCAAACAGAGACAGAAGGAACAAAGUGAAAAAGGUAAGAGUAAAGAAGGGAAGAAACAGAGUGAAGACAGGUAGCAACAGAGAGAAGAAGAGAAGAAAGAGAGUUAAGAAGGGAAGAAACAGAGUGAAGACAGGUAGGAACAGAGAGAAGAAGGGAAGGAAAAAAGUGAAGAAGGGAAGAAACAGAGUGAAGAAGGGAAGAAACAGAGUGAAGACAGGUAGGAACAGAGAGAAGAAGGGAAGGAACAGAGAGAAGGGAAGCAACAGAGUAAAGAAGGGAAUAAAGAGUGAAGAAGGGAAGAAACAGAGUGAAGACAGGAAGAAACAGAGAAAAGAAGGGAAGGAACAGAGUAAAGAAGGGAAGGAACAGAGUAAAGAAGGGAAGAAACAGAGUGAAGAAGGGAAUAAACAGAGUAAAGAAGGGAAGAAACAGAGUGAAGAAGGGAAGAAACAGAGUGAAGAAGGAAAGAAACAGAGUGAAGAAGGAAAGAAACAGAGUGAAGAAGGGAAGGAACAGAGGAAGGAACAGAGUGAAGAAGGGAAGGAGCAAAGUGAAGAAAGGAAGGAACAGAGUGAAGACAGGAAGGAACAGAGAGAAGAAGAGAAGGAACAGAGUGAAGAAGGAAAGGAACAGAGUGAAGAAGGAAAGGAACAGAGUGAAGAAUGGAAGAAACUGAGUGAAGAAUGGAAGAAACAGAGUGAAGAAGGGAAGAAACAGAGUGAAAAAGGGAAGGAAAAGACUGAAGAAGGGAAGGAACAGACUGAAGACAAAAAGGAACAGAGUGAAACAGGAAGGAACAGAAUGAAGAAUGAAAGGAAUAAGGUGAAGAAGGCGAAGAACACAAAUGGAAGGAACAGAGUGAAGAAGGGAAGGAACAGAGUGAAGAAGGAUAGAAACAGAGGCAAGAAGGAUAGAAAUAGAGGCAAGAAGGGUAGAAACAGAGGCAAGAAGGAUAGAAACGGAGGCAAGAAGGAUAGAAAAAGAGGCAAGAAGGAUAGAAACAGAGUGAAGAAUGGAAGAAACAGAGUGAAGAAGGGAAGAAACAGAGUGAAGAAGGGAAGAAACAGAGUGAAGAAGGGAAGGAAAAGACUGAAGAAGGGAAGGAAAAGACUGAAGAAGGGAAGGAACAGACUGAAGACAAAAAGGAACAGAGUGAAGACAGGAAGGAACAGAUUGAAGAAUGAAAGGAAUAAGGUGAAGAAGGCGAAGAACACAGUAAAGACAUGA